AGGAUGGGAAGGCAAUAGUUCCAUCUAAUAAACAAACUGUAGCACUUUGUGAUGGCCGGAAGGCAAUGAUUCCAUCUUCUGAUAAACAAAUUUUAGGCAAGCAUUCACAACUGAGCUGCCAAUCAGAUAUUCCAAGUUUCUUUUGUAACAGCCAGUGUGUUCUUAAAUCUGUUGCAAAACUUUGUGAUAGCAACGAUACCAGUGUGGAAUCCGAACCCGAGGAAACAUUGGCAGCUCUGAAAACCAAACUGAAGCAAAAAUCUAAAAGUGACGGCAAGAAGAAAGGUGAUGCUGAUCAAGCGUUGGCACUGAGAACCGAAGAACCAAUGAAAAAAGAGAAAGAAGGAUCCGGAAAAGAAGCUGAAAGUGGAAUCGAGGCCAAGAUUUUGGCGAUACAUAGAGUGAGAUGGAACGUGAACAAGGGUAGCGAUAGAUGGUUGUGCUACGGAGGAGCAGCCGGUAUCGUUCGAUAUCAAGAGAUAAACAUUCCGGCAUCGUCUACUCUAAAGGUAGAGGUAGAGGCAGAGGUAAAGGUAAAGCUAAGUCGAGCUUAGUGUGCAUACCUUGAAAGUGGAAUUAGUUUAUGAAUUAGCAUAUCGACCUUUGCUGGAAUUAGAUUGCCAAUAAUCACUCUCAUUUUGCACGAGCCAAAGUCACCGCAAAUAACACUGUUAAAUUCGUAGAAGCCUAGGUCUAACCUCCGCAACACAAU
Molecule: messenger RNA, 712 nt
Organism: Hibiscus syriacus
Lineage: Eukaryota; Viridiplantae; Streptophyta; Magnoliopsida; Malvales; Malvaceae
Exons: 2
Coding region: 66-554 (162 amino acids)
Biological process (GO): transcription by RNA polymerase III
Cellular component (GO): transcription factor TFIIIC complex
Source: RefSeq, a predicted model, not a curated record